Molecule: messenger RNA, 1104 nt
Organism: Rhipicephalus microplus (southern cattle tick)
Lineage: Eukaryota; Metazoa; Arthropoda; Arachnida; Ixodida; Ixodidae
Product: salivary anticoagulant protein P23
Source: RefSeq, a predicted model, not a curated record
AGACGCAGCGAGAGAGUUGCCGUUGGCAUGGACAACACGUGCAUUUUCGUUUUACUUUGCUUUUGUCUGCUGCGAGUCGAGAUUGUGAAACUGCGUCGAAGACUCACACCGCUACUGGGGAGAGUGUGAAAGUUGUCAGGGAAAGGGAAAAAAACGAGACUUCAGCACGCGUAUAGGAUUGUCGCACGGCUGCCUCGUUUCGUAGAGUGAGACGACUUGCUACGAGCGUUGGGCAGAUAAUAUAUUCAGCGACAUCAUGCUGAAGCUUUGCAUUCUGGUGCUGGCAACUGUCAGCUAUGUUUCGUCGGCGGGCGUCGGUGAUGCAAAUACAUUCGUGGACACCAUUUUCCGGGAAAAGAUGCCCUUCCUCGUGAAAGGGUCGCCACGGCUUUUCCCCUUCGCGACCAUCGCAGACUUCAAGUUCAAGGUGUACAAGAACCAGAUCACAAACCGUGACCUCAAGGUGAACAUGACGCGAGGCGAGAUCCGGGGACUCGACAAUGCUCUGCAGCGGCUGGGAGACUGCCAGGCGCCUUUUCUCCGUGACGGACAGACCGUCGUCGUCUGCAACCUUGCUGUGCAGGGACUUAACAUUACAUUCACUUCCCUGGCAAAAGGAGACACCCUAAUCGCCAUUUGGAAGACCAUCUGGGUCAACGUGGGUGUGAGGGACACCAUGGCACAGUUCGAAGCCAGCGCUCCAAUUAAUCAGGGCGGCACUCUCCGCACUUUUCUCUUGGAGGACAUCAAGCUUGAUGUCACGUACGACAGCGACUUGAGCCUCAACGAGGGUCGCCGCGAGAAGUUCAAGGAAGAAAUCAUAGUCAGAGUCAAGGAUGAGUUGAGGCACAUCUUCUACAACGACUACAAGGACCUGCUGCGCCGCGCUGUUGAGUCGGUCACGUUCCCCAGGAUCUAACCUGACCGUGAAUGUGAUGUGAGAGAUCGCUACAGAGACCGAAGUGACCUCAAUUCCCGCAUGCAACAUAGUAAUGCCCCACGACCUCCUCUGCUAAGUGUACAGCCCAUUUUUUGCGACAAUCCCUGUACUGUCAUUUGUACCUAUCACUAUACAGCUAAUUAAAAAAGAAAUGAUGGACAUUC